GGGAUGCCGGCGGGCAAGGUGUCCGUGGAAUGUUGGGGUGCACAUGAAGGGCAGUGUCCAUGGAAUGUUGGGGUGCAGGUGUGGGGGGAAGUGUCCAUGGAAUGUUGGGGUGCACGUGAAGGGCAGUGUCCAUGGAAUGUUGGGGUGCAGAUGGGCAAAGUGUCCAUGGAAUGUUGGGGUGCAGGUGUGGGGGGGAAGUGUCCAUGGAAUGCCGGGUGCCCGAGGUUCCCAGGACAGGGAAGGCGCCGGGCAGUCCCCGAGGUGUCCCCCCCAAACCCCGCUGGCUCUGGGGCUGUCCUGCAGCCCCGGGGAGCUCUGCAAAGGUGACAGCCCCGGUGCUGCUCCCUGGACUUGGAGAUGCCAUCCCGGUGGCACCAGUGCCCUGCUGGCAUCCCUGGAGCUGGGAUCAGGAGCUCCCUGGGCAGCUUUUCCCUCCGGGAGCGUUGGGAUCCCAGCUCGGGAUGGAAGGGCUGCUGGGCUGGGUGAGUGGCUUUGCUGGGCUCAGGGUGUUGGAGAAGAGCUGCCCGGUGGAUUUUGGAGCUGCUGAUGCUCGAGCACGCUCAGGGAAGGCUUCCCAGCGUCUCCAGAGUGUGGGAAUCAUCCUGAAGGAUAAUUCCUGGCUCUGCCCUGCCGGAUUGCUGCCGUGGGGCCUUCAAAAGAAGAGGGAAAGCCGUGGAAAGCCGCGCUGCCUCUGUGAGUGGCGUGGAUGAAUCACGAGAUGUUGCAAUCCCUUCUCCUUUCGUCCAGGGCUCCCCGAACGAGUAGAAAGGGCAGAGGAGAGGAAAUGCCUUGGCUUGUGCAGCUCCUGCCAUGUUACAAGCCCUCAAUGGAAACAUUGCCGCUUUUCUUGCCCUGUUUGCCCCGGGCUCUGUCCCUGCCGCGCCUGGCUCACGGACUGGGCAUGUCCCGUGGCCGCGGGCUCGGUGCCCACCCCGAGCCUGGCACAGACACACGAGGGGCUCUGUGCCCGGUCACGGCCGGGGCAGCUCCUGGGUGUUGUCCCUCCGGAAUUGUGCAGCGCUUUGCUGGGCGGGAGAGCGGAGGCAGGAGUGGAAGCGGUGCCCGAUUCCCGGAGGGGGAGGCGCUCUGCGGGGAAAGCUCCGCGAGCCGGGCCGUGCCUCGGGCCGGGGAUCCCCGAUCCCCGAUCCCCAGUGCCGGGAGACAUCGCGGAUCGAUCGCUCCGGCUCUGCUGGAGCCCGGCCAGGCUCCCUGGGUGCGCUGGGGCACAGCGAGGUCCCGCUGGGAUCCGCUCCUGCCCGGGCACUCAGCGCUGCUCCACCGGGGCAAAGACGCGGAUGCAGAGCCUGCAGCCCGACCCCAAGGCCCAGUACCGGGGCGUGUUCCAGGCCCUGCGGAAGAUGGUGCGGACCGAGGGCUUCUGGAGGCCCCUGCGGGGCAUCGAUGUCACCAUGCUGGGGGCUGGCCCUGCCCACGCCCUCUACUUCGCCUGCUACGAGAAAAUGAAAAAGUCUCUCAGUGAUAUUUUCCAGCCAGGAGGAAACAGCCACUUGGCCAAUGGCAUUGCUGGGAGCGUGGCCACGCUGCUGCACGACGCCGUGAUGAACCCUGCCGAAGGCCAUCCACUUCAUCACCUACGAGCUGAUGCAGGAGCACCUGAACCCCCACCGCCAGUACCACCCCCAGUCCCACAUCGUGGCCGGCGCCGUGGCCGGAGCCGUGGCCGCCGCCGCCACCACGCCGCUGGACGUGUGCAAGACGCUGCUGAACACGCAGGAGAACACGGCCCUGAGCUCCCUCAAGAUCAGGGGGCACCUGUCGGGCAUGGCCAACGCCUUCAGCACCGUUUACCAGCUGGGAGGGGUCCCCGGCUUCUUCAAGGGCGUGCAGGCCCGGGUCAUUUACCAGAUGCCCUCCACGGCCAUCGCCUGGUCCGUGUACGAGUUCUUCAAGUACUUCCUCACCAAGCGCGCGCUGGAGAGGAGAGCCUGAGGAGCCCAGAGAGCCCCGGGGAGGGCGGGCGGGGCCUGCCCGGGCUCCUGGCACGCUGCCCCGCUGCAACUGCGCUGCACUGCUGCCCCCACGUCCCCUGGGGCUCGGCACUGAGGGACCCGGCGGCUCCGGGGAUCCCUGGACACCGAGUGUGUCCCUGUCACUGAGUGACCCAGGGGAUCCCUGUCACUGAGUGUGUCCCUGUCACUGAGUGACCCAGGGGAUCCCUGUCACUGAGUGUGUCCCUGUCACUGAGUGACCCAGGGGAUCCCUGUCACUGAGUGUGUCCCUGUCACUGAGUGACCCAGGGGAUCCCUGUCACUGGGUGUGUCCCUGUCACUGAGCGACCCCGGGGAUUCUUGGUCACUGAGUGUCCCCCUGUCACUGAGUGACCAUAGGGAUCCCUGGACACCGGGUGUCCCCCUGUCACUGAGUGACCCUGGGGAUUCCAGGGAUCCGUGGUCACUGGGUGUGUCCCUGUCACUGAGUGUCCCCCUGUCACUGAGUGACCCUGGGGAUUCCAGGGAUCCCUGGUCACUGGGUGUGUCCCUGUCACUGAGUGUCCCCCUGUCACUGAGUGACCCUGGGGAUUCCUGGUCACUGGGUGUCCUCAGGGACUGCUGUCACUGAGUGCCCCGGGGGUUCCGGGGAUCCCUGGUGUCUGCGUGUCCCCAGGGGUUCUGGGGACUCCUGGUCACUGAGUGUCCCCCUGUCACUGAGUGACCCAGGGACUCCUGCUCACUGAGUGUCCCCAGGGAUUCUGGGGACUCCUGGUCUCUGAGUGUGUCCCUGUCACUGAAUGUCCCCAGGGACUCCCGGUCACUGAGUGUCCCCAGGGAUUCCUGUGGAGUUUCCCAGGGAUUCCCAUGGUGCUUCCCCAGGAUCCCUGGUCACUGAGUGUUCCCAGGGAUUCUGGAGAUUCCUGGUCACUGAGUGUCCCCCUGUCACUGAGUGUCCCCAGGAACUCCUGGACACUGAGUGUUCCCAGGGAUUCUGGAGAUUCCUGGUCACUGAGUGUCCCCCUGCCACCAAGUGUCCCCAGGGAUUCCUGUGGUGCUCCCCCUGCUCACUCAGUGUCCCCCUGUCACUCAGUGUCCCCAGGGAUUCCUGGUCACUGAGUGCCCCUUUCCCUUCCUUAAACAACAACAAAAAAAAAGAGUUUAUACAGACUUUGAUAUUAAUAUAUAUCUAUUUAAUAACUUUAUUUGGAAGCAGUGAAACCUCAAGCUUCUCUUUUUCUGGAAAUGAGAUGGAAGAUGGAGUUUACUCCUUGCUGAAGGUUUAGGUUAUCCAACCUAAGCUGGUUUUGUUUUUUUUUUUAAUUAUUUUUUUAUUUUUACAGCAGAGAAACAAAAAUGUCCUGGCACAGAAGUUAAUUUUAUAUAAAUAUAAAAGAGCUGGAUAAUGUUUAUCCUUUAUUUUUCUAUGUAGGCAGUUGGGUGGUUUUAAAAUGCUUUUACAGCUGGCUGCAAAGCUGUUUUAAAAGGGCUCAGUUCUUCCCUGCUCUAAGGAAGACCCAAAAUCACUGAAUUUAUGGCCAGAUUGGCUUUCAUCACCCAGGUGCUGGCCUGGCUUCUCCUCUGGGUGUCAGGUACUUGGAAGCCCCUUGAGGGGACAGGGGACAUCUCUGGGAGCACCUGGAGCAUCCCAAAAUCCCUCUGUGAAUCUCAGUUCUGUUUGUUACAACUCUCAAAAUGCAGAUUUUUAGCCAAUAUUGUUCUUUUCCAUUCAGACUUGCCAAAGGUACAUGUUCAUGGCAGGGACAGCUGACAGCCUUCAUCCCCGCUGAGUUCAUUCCCUCCUCUUCCUCCCUGGAGCCCUGGUCCCAUUCCGGGAGCUCUCCUGGAUCCCAGGGGGUGCCUGGAGCUGCUGCUGGCAGAGCCCCUGGCAGCUCCCAGCCAGCCCCAGACCCUUGGGAACAUCCCAGAGGCACCUCCAGCCCUCCCUGCUGCUCAUCCCUGGCCAGGAGGGACCAAAACCCCACCUGGAGGGACAAAACCUCACCUGGAGGGAGAAAAAUCCCAUCUGGAGGGACCAAAACCCCACCUGGAGGGACCAAAAUCCCACCUGGAGGGACCAAAACCCCACCUGGAGGGACCAAAACCCCACCUGGAGGGACCAAAACCCCACCUGGAGGGACCAAAAUCCCACCUGGAGGGACCAAAACCCCACCUGGAGGGGGAAAGCCCCACCUGGAGCAGCUCCUCAUUCCCUGGGUUUGGUUUUCCUGCUUGGAAUGCUGAGUGGGAAGGGUGGAAGCCUCCCUGCUCCAGCUGGGAAUGGCUCUCCAAAUUCAAUUCCAUCCUCCAGCUGCUUCCUUUGAGAUCAGGAGGGAAUUUUGGGAUCCUGGAUGUGCAAAUUCAAAUUCCAGGACCCAGGACCCAUUUGAAUCCAGGAUCAAUUCCAUCCUUCCCAAACCAAAUUCCAUCAUUUGUAAGAUCAGCAGCCAAGGAGGGAUUUUGGGGAUCCUGGGUGUGCAAAUUCAAAUUCCAGGAUCCAUUUCCCAUUUGAAUCCAGGGGUCAGUUCCAUCCUUCCCAAACCAAAUUCCAUCUUUUAGGUGGAAUUCUAAAUUGCAUUUUCCACUCCCUUGUAAGAUCAGCAGCCAAGGAGGGAUUUUUGGGAGCCUGGAUGUGCAAAUUCCAGUUCCAGGAUCCAUUUCCAGUUUGAAUCCAGGGGUCAAUUCUAUCCUUCCCAAACCUAAUUCCAUCCUUUAGCUGCUCCCUUGGGAGAUCAGCAGCCAAGGAGGGAUUUUUGGGAUCCUGGAUGUGCAAAUUUGAGUAACAGGAUCCAUGUCCCAUUUGGGAAUGGCUCUUCCAAAGCAAAUUCCAUGCUUUAACCUCUUACUUGGGAGAUCAGGAGAGAUUUUGGGGAUCCUGGAUGUGCAAAUUCCAGUUCCAGGAUCCAUUUCCAAUUUGAAUCCGGGGUGAAUUCCAUCCUUCCCAAACCAAAUUCCAUCUUUUAGGUGGAGUUCUAGAUUGCAUCUUCCACUCCCUUGGAAUAUCAGCAGCCAAAGAGGGAUUUUUGGGAUCCUGGAUGUGCAAAUUCCAGUUCCAGGGAUCAAUUCCAUCCUUCCCAAACCAGGUUCCAUCCUUUAGGUGGAAUUCUGAAUUCCAUCUCCCACUCCCUCGGGAGAUCAGCAGCCAGGGAGGGAUUUUGGGGAGCAGUUCCAGGAUCCCCUGGGGAUCCCUGGGGCUGUCCCCCCAGCCAGGUCAGGUUGUUGGGGUGACCCCGAGCAGGUCUCACCUUCCCCAGAGUUUUUGGAGCAGGGAAUGCCGGAUCCCCCCGGCGGUGCCGCCUGUGCCUUGGGGGAGCCAUCCCCGUGUGAAAGGAGCUUUUUCUGCCUUUUGUGUCUUAGCCCCAAUGAAUCCCCACACCAAAGGCUCCCCGUGCCUCAAGUGGGAGCAUCCCGCUGGAUUCUCCUGCUCUCGGUGGGCCUGGAGCUCUCAGAGCUGAAAUUUCUCCUGGAGGAGCCGGAGAGUCCCUCCCGGAGCCAGAGCAGCCUGGAAAAUCCCCCUGGAGAUGGAAUUGGGGGGGUUAAUGCUGAAAAGCCAAAAUGUGGGGUAAUUCCAGCUUUUUCUGGAAUUCCUGCUCCAUCCUCCUCCUCUUAUGGAUAUCUGUGCCCUGGGAGAAGCUCAGCUCCUCCUCGGAGUAACCUGGGAGUAGGGACACAGGGAUGGUGGGGAGGGGGUUUGGGCAUCCUGGGGCAGGGGCAGAUCCCCGGGGAUGGGAGGGAAAGUCAGCCAGGAUCUGCUGGGAAUUGGCUCCUCCUCAGCCUGGGAGUGGAAAAUCCUUCUGGGAAAGGGAAAAUCCAUUCUGGGAGAAGGAGAAUCCUUCUGGGAAAAGGGAAAAUCCGUUUUGGGAGAGGGAAAAUCCAUCCUGGGAAAAGGAAAAUCCAUUUUGGGAGAAGGAAAAUCCUUCUGGGAAAAGGGAAAAUCCAUUUUGGGAGAGGGAAAAUCCAUUUUGGGAGGAGGAAAAUCCAUUUUGGGAGAAGGAGAAUCCUUCUGGGAAAAGGGAAAAUCCAUUUUGGGAGAGGGAAAAUCCAUCCUGGGAAAAGGAAAAUCCUUCUGGGAGGAAGAAAAUCUGUACUAGGAGCAGAAAAAUCCAUUUUGGGAGGAGGAAAAUUCUCCUAGGAGGAGAAAGUUUGUAAUGGGAAAAAGAAAAUCCAUCCUGGGAGGAGGAAAUUCCUUUUGUGAGGAGGAAAAUUCAUCCUGGGAGGGGAAAAAAUCUCCUGGAGAGAGGAAAAUCUGGACUGGGAGGAGGAAAAUCCAUUUUGGGAGGAGGAAAAUUUCCUGGGAGGAGAAAAAUUUGUAUUGGGAAGAAGAAAAUCCAUCCUGGGAGAAGGGAAAUCCUUUUGGGAGGAGGGAAAUUCGUCCUUGGAGGAGGAAAAUUCUGAAGAGAGGAAAAUCUGGACUGGGAGGAGGAAAUUCCUUUUGUGAGGAAGAAAAUCCAUCCUGGGAGGGGGAAAAAAAUCCAUCCUGGGAGGAGAAAAAUCCAUUUUGAGAGGAGAAAAAUCCGUUUUGAGAGGAGGAAAAUCCAUUCUGAGAGAAGGAAAAGUCUCCUAGGAGGAGAAACGGAGGAUGAGGAAAUUUCCAAUUCUUAUUCCCUUUUUUUUUUUUUUUUUUUGGCUUUUUUGCCUUGGCAAAGAUAAAAUAAAAUUAAAUUUUAAAAAGUGUUUUUUUCGCUGUUUGCGCUGCAGGGUGUGGGUGUGAAAUGCUGCUGCAGGUGUGGUGUCACUGGAGCUGGAGGAAAUAAAAAUAUCCCGAUUUUUUGGGUC
This is a messenger RNA of Haemorhous mexicanus (house finch), 6725 nucleotides long. RefSeq names its product solute carrier family 25 member 37 (gene SLC25A37). The record is from RefSeq and is a predicted model, not a curated record. Gene Ontology annotation, biological process: iron import into the mitochondrion. Lineage: Eukaryota; Metazoa; Chordata; Aves; Passeriformes; Fringillidae. Gene Ontology annotation, molecular function: ferrous iron transmembrane transporter activity. Gene Ontology annotation, cellular component: mitochondrial membrane. The transcript has 4 exons. Bases 1296 to 2117 code for a protein of 273 amino acids.